GCAGUUUGGUCGAUCGUUGUGUAAAAAGGUGAGAUUCAGUUUUGUUGAACAUGCCAGUGAAAUAUAUCAAUGAAAAAUACCGUUUACAUCAUCAGUGUCAGGAAACUCUUAAACCACAAUACUGAUAUCUAAGUAAAAAUAGCUGGUCCAAUUGAAUGAAUCAAUCUUCAUUGACCUUUAGGGGCCGAUGUCCUCGAUAAUUCAUCGGUUUCAAUUUCAAAUGCACAUCAGUUUUAACCGAAUGAUAGCAUCUCAAAUCUUCUCAUCAUAAUUACUUUGCAUACAUUGCACAAUUACAGUGACUAGAUAGAGAUAUAUCAUAGAUCGGUCAUGAAUUGAGAGUAAAAAUGAAAAUUUUCGAGUUCCCCAAAUAGUGUAGUAGUGAAAUGUUUUUCUCGUAAGUAUAAUGUUUAUUGUGUUCUCUCGAAGGGAUAUAACUCGAGAGGGCUAAGUUGGAAACGAGUUCAGUUGAAUAGAUUUGUGGAAAGGUAAAUAUAUUAUAUGUACGAGAAAGACGAUUUCCCUAAAGCACGAGAGCCCUAUUGAAAUGCAUAGGUGCAUGUAUAUUUUCCUUUCAGAUUAACAAUCAUGGGAGCCAUUUGGAGUCUACUAGGCUAUCCGGAUACUGGAAGGACCGACGAUCCUGAUCCAGUCACAGAACUAACUUCUCGAGACAGAUAUUUGAUUAAAAGUUCAUACCAGGCGGUUAGGAAAACGCCAACUGAUAGUGGCGUUGCAUUACUCAAUUUGUACUUCAAGAAUCAUCCGGAAGCCAAGCAGCUGUUCCCAUUCAAAGACGUACCGGACAGCGAAUUGUCUCAGAAUAAGAGGUACCAGGCGCACUGCAACAGCGUCAUCUACGGAUUUUCCGCUGUAGUGGACGCCAUUGACGAUCCAGAUAUCUUGGUACCGAUUCUGGCGAAACUCGGGGAGACCCACGUGCCUCGAAAAGUCACCAAAGAACUAUUCAUGCAACUCCGAGACACGAUAAUAGAACUGUUCUCUUCGUUUAUGAAGCCCGAAGAAAUGGACGCAUGGAAGAAAACCCUAAAAGUAGCAUUCGACGUGAUAACAGGGGCUAUGAAGUGA
Messenger RNA from Phaedon cochleariae (mustard beetle), 1089 nucleotides. Lineage: Eukaryota; Metazoa; Arthropoda; Insecta; Coleoptera; Chrysomelidae. The record is from the annotation of a GenBank genome assembly.